CCACUGCCCGCCUUGGAUUCUCCCCCCGCCUUCUUUGGCUUUGGCCUUCAUCUCGUCCAGCCAUGAAUGCCAGCAAGAUCGAAGCCGAGGCCGAUCCGUCCCCGAGCGGCAGCACAGCCCAGCGCCCGGUCCAGGAUAUUGAUGAUCUGGGCACGUUUGUCGAACAGAUGCUGAGCAAUAUGCAAGGACAGUUCGAAGAAAUGUCCCGCAGUGUCCUCAGCAAAAUAAACGGUAUGGGCCAGCGUCUUGACGACCUGGAAAGAACGAUCGAGGGGUUGAUCGAAAGCACGAGCGACAACAGCGCUCAAUCCUCCGACCCGGCCAACGGCAGACAGCGCAGCGCAAGAGACUGAGGCCGGCUGGAUCCGAACUGCUCGCGCUCGACGGCAAGAAAAGGAAGAGUUCUGGCUUCAAAAGAGCGAAAUGUUGCUGGAAAUCGCCAGGAGGCUUUGCUCGCUGUUAUGCGGAUGAACUUGAGCUGCCGAGUUUGAUGCCAAUGGAACGACCCUGGGAAAGCGGGGCAAGACAGAUAUGUUACAAAAGCGACCCAGCUUCUGUGCGAACAGCCGCAUGUGUGUGUAUGCUGAUGACAAUCCAAGCCGCCGACAGACAGGUUGUGAGUCGUCGGUGGCAUCAAUAGCGU
Molecule: messenger RNA, 643 nt
Organism: Polychytrium aggregatum
Lineage: Eukaryota; Fungi; Chytridiomycota; Chytridiomycetes; Polychytriales
Product: heat shock factor binding protein 1-domain-containing protein
Exons: 4
Coding region: 63-353 (96 amino acids)
Biological process (GO): cellular heat acclimation
Cellular component (GO): nucleus; cytosol
Molecular function (GO): transcription corepressor activity
Source: RefSeq, a predicted model, not a curated record